Messenger RNA from Acanthisitta chloris (rifleman), 1966 nucleotides. It is a transcript of the gene PGM1, whose product is annotated as phosphoglucomutase 1. Gene Ontology annotation, cellular component: cytosol. The coding region runs from base 111 to 1811 and encodes 566 amino acids. Lineage: Eukaryota; Metazoa; Chordata; Aves; Passeriformes; Acanthisittidae. The transcript has 11 exons. Gene Ontology annotation, molecular function: magnesium ion binding; phosphoglucomutase activity. The record is from RefSeq and is a predicted model, not a curated record. Gene Ontology annotation, biological process: carbohydrate metabolic process.
AACAGCUUCACUGAACUUGUGUCUAAUAGGUGAGGCCAUUGCUGUGGCAAGGUUGGGGGUUAAUUUUGGUAUUUUUGACUUUUUUCAAUGCAUUUGUCUGGAAAAAGACCAUGGAAGACUCUCCUCUGCCUCUGCUGACGGUGCCAACAGCUCCUUACAGUGACCAGAAAUCAGGAACCAGUGGAUUACGGAGGAAGACCUUUUAUUUUGAAUCCAAGAUGAACUAUUUGCAGAACUUUAUCCAGAGUAUAUUUUAUUCCAUAGACCUAAGGGAUCGACAGGGAUCUUCCAUGGUGGUUGGAGGUGAUGGGAGGUACCUCAAUAAGUCUGCAGUGGAACUCAUAGUCCAAAUGGCUGCUGCCAACGGGAUCGGGCGCUUGGUCAUCGGGCAGAAUGGUAUCCUGUCCACCCCUGCCGUGUCCUGCAUCAUCAGGAAGAUCAAAGCCAUUGGGGGCAUCAUCCUCACAGCCAGCCACAACCCUGGGGGCCCCAAUGGGGACUUUGGCAUCAAGUUCAAUAUUGCCAAUGGAGGUCCUGCUCCUGAAGGCAUCACUGAUAAAAUCUUCCAAAUCAGCAAGAAAAUUGAGGAGUAUGCCAUCUGCCCAGAUCUCCAGGUGGAUUUGAGCACCAUUGGGAAACAGCAGUUUGACUUGGAGAACAAAUUUAAACCAUUUACAGUGGAAAUUGUGGACUCUGUAGAAGCUUAUGCAAACAUGCUGAGGAACAUCUUUGACUUCAAUGCCUUAAAGGAGCUGCUGUCAGGGAAAAACCACCUCAAGAUUCGCAUAGAUGCUAUGCACGGAGUUGUGGGCCCUUACGUGAAGAAGAUCCUGUGUGAGGAGCUGGGAGCCCCAGCAAAUUCAGCUGUGAACUGCACUCCACUGGAGGACUUUGGGGGACACCACCCUGACCCAAACUUAACCUAUGCUGCUGACCUGGUGCAGACCAUGAAGACAGGAGAGUAUGACUUUGGAGCUGCCUUUGAUGGAGAUGGGGAUCGGAACAUGAUUCUCGGCAAACACGGCUUCUUUGUCAACCCUUCCGAUUCCGUCGCCGUCAUCGCUGCCAACAUUAUGAGUAUCCCAUAUUUCCAGCAGACUGGAGUCCGAGGCUUUGCCAGGAGCAUGCCCACCAGUGGGGCUCUGGACAGGGUGGCCCAGGCUGCAAAGAUUGCUUUGUAUGAGACUCCAACUGGCUGGAAGUUCUUUGGAAACCUGAUGGAUGCAAACAAACUGUCUCUGUGUGGAGAGGAAAGUUUUGGGACUGGGUCUGACCACAUCCGUGAGAAGGACGGACUGUGGGCUGUCCUGGCCUGGCUCUCCAUCCUGGCCUCCCGCAAGCAGAGUGUGGAGGACAUCAUGAAGGAUCAUUGGCAGAAGUAUGGCAGGAACUUCUUCACCAGGUAUGACUAUGAGGAGGUGGAUGCAGAUGCAGCCAACAAGAUGAUGAAGGAUUUGGAGACAGUGAUGUUUGACCGCUCCUUCGUGGGGAAGCAGCUGUCCUCUGGUGACAAAGUGUACACAGUGGAGAAAGCUGAUAACUUCGAGUACAACGAUCCUGUGGAUGGAAGUGUCUCCAGAAACCAGGGCUUGCGGCUUAUCUUCUCCGAUGGCUCCCGCAUCAUCUUCCGGCUGAGCGGCACCGGCAGCGCUGGAGCCACCGUGCGGCUCUACAUCGACAGCUACGAGAAGGAUGCUCAGAAGAUACAUCAAGACCCACAGGUGAUGUUGGCCCCUCUGAUUUCCAUUGCACUGAAACUCUCACAGCUCCACGAAAGAACUGGCCGCAGUGGUCCCACCGUCAUCACAUAGAGCCACACUGUGCUGGAGUCACCCUGGGGAAGAAGUCAGCCUGUGUCCCCUUUUUUUGUCAAAUCUGUCACUAAAAGAGGAAUAUUAAUUUUGUGCCUGUAUUUAAGACACUGUUGAGCUGCAAAGGAUAGACAAUAAACCCCAACCCCUCAGCA